AUGCUCAAGAGGCACCAGGAGUUUCUUGAAAAAAUUAGAUUCAGAGGCAAAGGAAGUCCUCAGAAAGCUACAGCCAUAAAAAGGGGGACAGAUGCUAUAAGAGUGAUCAAUGAAGUACUAAGGAACCCUUCACAUGACUUAGGUCUCUUUGUACUCGAAAUAAUCAAGUGCAUAUAUGUAUAUGAGCCUAUGCUUGGGAUUCCAAGGUAUUCUUUAGAUAAAGCUCUUGUGAGCUUAUGCAGUAAAAUAUUUGUAAAAGAGAUUUACAGCGAGAUUGAGAAAAGAAUUAAAUUACAUCUUGGAAGGAUACUGAGUAAGCAGAUGAAUUCCAUCGACGAAUGUAUGAGCCAUCUAGACUACAAUGAUCCUUUGCUGGAUGAAAUAGUUGCUGGAUAUCUCAUGAUAAGAUACAAAGCAUAUGGGGAAUACAGAGGAGAGACAUGUGAGAUUAUGGAAAGGGUAGGCCCGAGAAUCAGGGCUAGGGCAAGAAAGAUAUUUGGGUCUUUGAUGGAUGAGUGUGGUGGCGCUUGCUUGAUGAAAACCAGGAUCAAGGAGAUUCUAGCCCGGAGGAAUGGGAUGUUAGUAAAUAUAAAGAAAGAAAGGCUCUCCCAUGAACCCACAAAAGAUGAGAUAGAAUACAUAAGAGAAAACUAUCCUUUGGUAUCUUGUUUCUAUGAUAUUCCAGAGAGCAUUGGUGUACCUUACAUCCAUUUAAGAAGGAACUUUAGCAUUGAUUAUUUUAUAGGAAUCUGUAACUGGAAUGGCUUUGCUGAAAACACCAGAAUAUUCAGUGAAAUACCUAGAGAAAAGGCCCUGGAAAACACUACCUUUUUAAGAGAUUUGUGCUUUCAGAUGUGCAGGAACAGAGAGUAUCAUCCUGAGCUGAUGCAGGAGCUUAUAAGAAGGUCCACAUCUUUUGAGCGGGCAUUUAUGGAGGGUUAUGUAAGGCUAUCAUCCCAAGAAUAUAAAGAGGGUAAAGAAAAACUUAGGAUGGUCCUGGAAAUAGUUAGGGAAAUGGAAAUGAGGAAUAUCCCGGAGGUCUUGCUCUGGGUGUAUGAUCUUAUUUCUAUGUCCCAUAUGUUCUGUGGAGAAUACUUUGAAUGUAUCUUUUACCUAAACAAGGGAAUUGAGUUAUCUUACAAGCAUCAAUUGGAUUUUAUCGCUCGAUAUUUCCUCAACUGCAAGCUAGUAGUGGAGAGAAUAGGUUGUAUUCCUGGACCUUCCCCAGACAUCAACCUGGAGCUGCAGAAGACAAUUGAUACUCGGUAUAUAAUAGAGAAUGAAAAGAAGACUAUCGGUAACAGAAUUCUUACAAACCUUGCACUUAAAAAUGAAAUGAGCAAUCUUAGAGAAAUAAGGACUCUAGAAAGAUUUGUGCAGUUUAAGCCUUCUACACUUUGUGGAGAUAUACAAAGAAUACUGAAGCGCUUUGAAAAGUUCACAGUUGUAUCUCUAUACUGCAUAGAUGGAUGUCUGUUUAUCAACGACUUCAAAGGGUUUGUGAAGAUAGACGGAGGCUUCCGAGAUGUUAAGGCUCGGAUAAGCAGAAUAUUAAUCGAGUCUAGGAAUAUUCUCAAGGAGAAUGUACACAACGAUGUUGAUAAGGCUAGGUGGUGGAUGCAAAGGAUAGAGCUUGAUACGAAACUUGGAGAAGUGUUGCAUAGUGUUAGCACUAAGUUUGAUGGACUUUUUACUCGUAAAGACAUCAUUCUGGUUCUAGACGAAACAACAACAGAGUUCCCAUUCGAGUCCAUGCCAAUUUUUAGAGGCAAGGCUGUGUAUAGAGUACCCUCUCUGGAGUAUCUUGAAGAGACUUCAGGCGCCAACAUUUCUGGAAGUUCCUUUUUCUAUCUGCUCGAUCCUGAAAACAACCUUCCCAAGACUCAGGACAGAAUGACGAAGUUUCUUAAAUCUUUUGGAAUAACAAACGGCGUUACAGGAAGGUCUUUGUCGGAUUUGGAGUGCAGGGAAGCCGAUAAGUGUGAUAUACUGUUAUAUUUUGGCCAUGGGAGUGGCUUAAAGUACUUGAAGAUCUCUGGAGAAGGAAAGAUUAUGCUUUUGUUCGGAUGUAGCAGUGCUAAGCUUCUGUGUAUAGAGAACUACAAGAGAAAUGGGGCAAUUCUAAAACAUCUGAGAAAGAACUCUACGGUGGUUGGAUGCCUUUGGGAAGUCACUGACAAGGACAUUGAUAACUUCAGCAUUAAAAUUAUUGAAGGGCUAGUGAAUGGAUGCAGUAACCUCGGCGAAUUGGUCUCUAGGUACCGGAAUGAGUUUAGGCUGAGAUACCUAAAUGGAGCCUCUGUGGUUAUUUAUGGGGUCCACUAA
Messenger RNA from Encephalitozoon romaleae SJ-2008, 2325 nucleotides. RefSeq names its product separase. The record is from RefSeq and is a predicted model, not a curated record. The transcript has a single exon. The coding region runs from base 1 to 2325 and encodes 774 amino acids. Gene Ontology annotation, biological process: meiotic chromosome separation; proteolysis. NCBI's taxonomy places the organism in Eukaryota, Fungi, Microsporidia, Unikaryonidae. Gene Ontology annotation, cellular component: mitotic spindle; nucleus; cytoplasm. Gene Ontology annotation, molecular function: cysteine-type endopeptidase activity.